Messenger RNA from Ilex paraguariensis (yerba mate), 363 nucleotides. The record is from the annotation of a GenBank genome assembly. Lineage: Eukaryota; Viridiplantae; Streptophyta; Magnoliopsida; Aquifoliales; Aquifoliaceae.
AUGGGUUUUAGUAACUGCAAUGGAGAAUCCCAGGGGUUGAAAGACUUAGCGCAACAGCUUAGUCUCUACAAGCCUCUUCACCCUCUAAACGACACCAAAAACAAGAAUCCCAAUGAAGACCCAACAACUCGAGACACAUCAGAUAAGUUGUUUCCCAAAGAAUUCGAUUCGAAAACCGAAUUUGCGACAAACCCAAUUGCGAACCAAUCUGAAAGAUUGAGAUCCAACAGAGCUGCAGUUCUGAUCUGCAUCUUCGAAGGUGAAAAUGGUGAUCUUUGUGUAAUUUUCACCAAGCGAUCUUCAACACUUUUGUGUCACUCUGGUCAGAGUCUCAUGGUAUAUGUAUUAGAUUCUGGUUUUUAA